Amphibalanus amphitrite is the source of this 1650-nucleotide messenger RNA. RefSeq lists its product as uncharacterized. Bases 152 to 1474 code for a protein of 440 amino acids. Gene Ontology annotation, cellular component: ubiquitin ligase complex; cytosol; nucleus. Gene Ontology annotation, biological process: protein autoubiquitination; proteasome-mediated ubiquitin-dependent protein catabolic process; protein monoubiquitination. The record is from RefSeq and is a predicted model, not a curated record. The transcript has 2 exons. NCBI's taxonomy places the organism in Eukaryota, Metazoa, Arthropoda, Thecostraca, Balanomorpha, Balanidae. Gene Ontology annotation, molecular function: ubiquitin conjugating enzyme binding; ubiquitin protein ligase activity; cyclin binding.
ACGUGGACGCCUGGGUCUCGAGGCUGCGCGUCCUAACCCAGCAAGCAAGCAAACGUGUGUUUUGAAAUGCGGCUUUCUGUUGAUCUUCAAAUUGUUAUUUGUUUUAGAUAAUUGAUCGUGAUAAAGGCUCAGUAUCUCCAGUAGCUGCGAGAUGCCGUCUCCGAGCAGCAAGCAGCGGCGCCAGGAGACGUGCGCCGGCGGUCUGCUGGAGCACGCGCUGCUGGAGGUGCGGCCGCGGCUGCGCAGCGCCUACUGCUUCCUGCGGCUCUCCGUGGACACCGAGGACCCCACGUUCCGCGUACUGUCGGUGCAGACGCGCGGCGACCGCGGCGGCCUGGAGCUGACCCUCGAGUACCGCGGCCGCGUCUACACGGAGCCGGUGCAGGCCGCCUGCCGGCUGGCGGCGCUCAGCGGCGGCGUGGCGCCCGCCGGACGGUACGCCACGCUGCGCGCCACGCUCGAGCCCGACCAGCGGUGUGGCAGCGCGGCCGCCGAGGUGCUGACGCCGGUCGCCGAGCCGCCGGCGCCGCCGCCGCUCUGGCGGCCCGUGGUGCCCGCCCGGUACCGCGCCGUCUGCCGGCAGUGCGGCGCCACCGCCGUGGACACGCGGUUCCGGCGCGCGCUACCACUCCCCUCAGAGAACUGGCGCGAGAUGCUCGGUAACGUGUUCUGCCACGGUGACGGGGCCGACCGCGACAUGCACGAGCGGGUGCGCGCGCGGCCCGGCGACUGUUUCUACGCGGCCUCUCACGUGGUGCUGUCGGCGGAGGAGGUGCGCUGCGCGGCGGCCGAUAGCCGACUGAGCUGCGCCGAGUGCGCCGCGCCGCUGGGCGAGAAGGUGGAGUUCGGCUCGCGGCUCUGGCACCACCGGCUCACCUGGAGCUGCGGGGGAGAGGAGGAGCUGCGGCUGGCGCCCGACCAGGUGCUGCGCCGACUGCUCGUGCACGGCGCCGCCUCGUGCGACGCGCCGGCCGCCCGCCUGCUGGCCUCGGCGCCCCGGCACGACGACAUACUGCUGUGGCUGAUCGACACGAGCCUGACAGUGCAUCUGAUCAGCCCCGGAAAGGACGGCGAUGGUGGCGUCACCUGUAACGGCGACAGUGGCGUCUCUAGUGACAGUACCGGUAACAACACUAGCACGGCAUCUUCUGGUGACGAUAGCUCCCGCGGUGUAAAUGGUGUCAACGGCAGCAGCACUAACAGUGAUGACGCUUCUCACACGAAUGGUCUCAGUGCCAGUAGCUCUGCUGAGCCGCCGUCCGCGGGCCGGGCGCGGACGGCGGUGAAAAUCCUCUACAGGAGCUGUGACGAGGAGGAAGCCCGCCAGCACCGCGCCGACCUGGCCGUCCAGAGUCUGGAGCUGGACGAGGUGCUGAUGGUCACCCUGCGCGCGGAGCUGGAGCGCUCCCAGCGCUGGUACCCCGAGCCGCAGCGCACCCAGGGACAGGACCGCGUCGGCCUCAUCGUACUGUGAUGCUUUGUCAGCAUGAUUCGCUCUUGUAGUGAAUCCAGGCAGGGGGGGGGGGGAAGGGGCUGAUCACGCGAUUUCGAGGCCUUUGAAAUCGGUGCUUUUCAACAUUCUGUUUUUAUGCUGCCAUGUAUUGUAUGCGGUAUUGAUACUAAUGUUAAAUACAUCGCAAGUUUGUGAUA